Molecule: messenger RNA, 3325 nt
Organism: Scleropages formosus (Asian bonytongue)
Lineage: Eukaryota; Metazoa; Chordata; Actinopteri; Osteoglossiformes; Osteoglossidae
Product: T-box transcription factor TBX2b-like
Exons: 7
Coding region: 375-2324 (649 amino acids)
Biological process (GO): cell fate specification; positive regulation of DNA-templated transcription; regulation of transcription by RNA polymerase II
Cellular component (GO): chromatin; nucleus
Molecular function (GO): DNA-binding transcription factor activity, RNA polymerase II-specific; RNA polymerase II cis-regulatory region sequence-specific DNA binding
Source: RefSeq, a predicted model, not a curated record
AGGAGGAGCACGUGAAGCCCUCAGAGCUCAGCAGAGAAGCAGGAGACCCAGCAGCUCCGUCCCGCCGGACGGCCUCUCCUCUCGCUCGGAGACAAGGAGAUGCGUGCCGCGCUGCGACUGCACCUCCACCCCGGACCCCAGGGCACCGUGACUCCCACCGGCGUUCGCUUCCACUCUGACCGGUGUUAGAGGAGCUCCCUCCUCUUUGGCUCUACUUGUGGUCCGCUUUUUCUCUUGGCUUCCAUCCCCGCGGGGACGCUCCUCCACCGGCGCAGGAUCACUUCACAGGGAGAUUUUGAUCAUUCUGACAUUUUCAGCCAUCACCUCAUUUUGACUUUUCCGCCAUCCCCCACCUCGCCGCCUCGGACGCACCGAUGAGAGACACGGUCUUCUCGGGGUCCACCAUGGCGUACCACACGUUCCAGGCCCACCGGCCGCUCGACUUCUCCAUGUCUGCCUUCCUGGCGGCCGCCCAGCCCUCCUUCUUUCCGGCUGUGGCACUGCCCCCCGGCGCCCUCGGCAAGCCCCCCAUGGAGCCGGCUCUCUCCGGAGCUCUGGGCGUCCCCCACCACCACCCCCACGCCGCUCAGCUCCACAGCCUCAAGAGCUUGGAGCCUGAGGAAGCGGCAGAGGACGACCCCAGAGUGACCCUGGAGGCCAAGGAGCUGUGGGACCAGUUCCACAAGAUCGGCACCGAGAUGGUCAUCACCAAGUCCGGCAGGAGGAUGUUUCCGCCGUUCAAGGUGCGAGUGGAGGGUCUGGACAAGAAGGCCAGGUACAUCCUGCUCAUGGACAUCGUGUCGGCCGACGACUGCAGGUACAAGUUCCACAACUCGCGCUGGAUGGUGGCGGGGAAGGCCGACCCCGAGAUGCCCAAGAGGAUGUACAUCCACCCGGACAGCCCGGCCACGGGCGAGCAGUGGAUGGCCAAACCCGUGACCUUCCACAAGCUCAAGCUGACCAACAACAUCUCAGACAAGCAUGGAUUUACGAUUCUGAACUCCAUGCACAAGUACCAGCCGCGGUUCCACAUCGUCCGGGCCAACGACAUCCUCAAACUGCCCUACAGCACCUUCAGGACCUACGUGUUCCCGGAGACCGCGUUCACAGCCGUCACGGCCUACCAGAACGACAAGAUCACUCAGCUGAAGAUCGACCACAACCCUUUCGCGAAAGGCUUCCGAGACACUGGGAACGGAAGAAGAGAGAAAAGGAAGCAAUUAACCCUUCCCGCGCUGCGCGGAUUCGAGGACCAGUGCAAGGCGGAGCGGGACGUCGGGGACUCGGACUCGUCUUCCUGUGACCCCAUCACUGGGGGGGAGUCACCCCCCCGGGUGGUGAGGAGUCCGCGGGAGGUCAGCCGCGCAGGAAGAGACGGGAAAACGAGUGCAGACAGCGACCAGGAGCCGGAGCAGCCGGAGGUCCCCUCGACCGCACUGCAGAACCCUUGCCCACGAGCCCCCUCCCCCGCCCACCCCGGCCCGGAGAAGAAGGAGGACCCCGAGAAGGACAGCAACCCGGCGUUCAGGGUCGGCGCCCGGGACAGAGGCAGAGCCGAGAGCCGCAACAGGAAAGAGGCGGAGUCUAGGACCUCGGGUGGAAACGGCGGGGAGGAGUCUCCCCCCCGGGGGCUGCGCACGGAAAGCCCGUCCCACUUCAGCGCCGCCCACCUGCAGGCUCUCGCUCUCCCUGGACUGCACGGGCAACCCUUCUACAGCCCCCUGGCUGCAGGGCAGCCGCUGCUUCUCCACCCGGGGCAGUUCGCCGUGAAUCCCGGGGCCCUCUCCAGCAUGGGCAUGGGGCACUUGUUGGCAUCCGUUUCCGGGGCAACGGGCCUGGAGAACAGCGGGCUGGCUGGUCAAACCGCAGGUGGAUCCUGCCCCUUCCCCCUCCACCUGUCGCAGCACAUGCUCACCUCCCAGGGCAUCCCGCUUCCUGCUUUCGGGGCCAUGUUGCCGAACCCCUACACCUACAUGGCCGCCGCCGCCGCCGCCUCCGUCCUGCCUGGAAGUCUGGCUGGUACCUCCAUGUCACGGAGCCCAUUUCUGGGCGCGACCCGGUCCCGGCUUCGCUUCAGCCCCUACCAGCUGCCUGGGUCGGUCACGGGACUGAACCCUGGAUGGGACCUCUGCACGCCCAGCAGCCGCGACCCGAGCCCCACGCCGGCGCCAGAACACCACAGCCAGUUCGCAGGGCCAGGUGCCGCCCACCGGUCCAAAGCCUUGUUAAGGGACUCGACUAAUGAGCUCCACAGUAUCCAGAGACUGGUCUGUGGACUGGACUCUCUGAGGGACUCCUCCCCUGCAAGGACCUCACCGGAGUGACCAGGGGUCAAGUGUUCGGUCCAGCUCAGCACGUCACGGUCAUCGGGACCCGGUUCCGUACAGCGCAGCACAGGCUUGGACCUCCAGCCUCGGAGACCAGAGCAUCUGGUAGGAAGCCUGGUUCCGAUCCCGCACGGUCACUAAGGGUCACACCACCAGAACCGUCGUUCGCAUAAUGAUCCAAGGAGACUCUUUCUGGCCACCGCGUACAUGAAAAUGCAGCGGUCGAGCUCUGGUCGUGCUUCUUACAGCCAAACUGGAUGGGGAAAUCCGACACAGAGGUGGUACGCUCUGCGAAUAAUUUUUUUAAAAAAAACGGAACGUGUCUUAAAGCACUGAAUUUGCACGCAUGGGAGAUGAAUUCGUCCAAAGGAGGCGGAGCUAAAAAGGGCGGUUCGACACCUCGACCGCAUUUGUGGUGACGGAACUAAAGCUGAAGGAAAAAGGAAAGGAGAACAAAAUGUUUCAUCUUGAAAACUGGUUCCCAUAGCAUCUAAUCUGACGCAUAACUGUAUUUUAAUUAUUUAUGCAUUUAGAAUAAUGUAAAUAAGUUAUAUCCACUCCCAGUUAUUCAAAUGGAAGUUAAUUUAUUCAAAGCUGUACAUUGUUCUGUAAAUAGCGUUUUUCAUUUGGUUUUUUUUCCCCCCACUUUUCAUUAGAUAUUGACUUUUGAUUUUGAAAAAAACUCACCGAACUCAUGCGGGCUUCAAGCAGAUGAUGCUUGUGGCGCGUUGCCGUGAUGAGAACACGUGAGGAACACGCGUGACAUGUAUGGGGUCAUUCUUCAAUGACAAACCGUCGCAAUGAAGCGCCAGCAAAAUGUCUUGAUUUAUAGCGAGGGGAGAGUGAAUGCUGGGAAACUCAGGUUUUUUAAUUACAAAAAUACUUUUUUCUGGUUAAUAUUAAGUCAAUAAACAUUUCUCCUUUACACUGUUGCCCAGCUGUAAAGGUUACACUGAUGUCCCUUUCUUAAGAUUCUCGAGUUUUUCACCUUUUAAUAA